This is a messenger RNA of Condylura cristata (star-nosed mole), 2830 nucleotides long. RefSeq names its product retinoic acid receptor, gamma (gene RARG). The transcript has 9 exons. Gene Ontology annotation, biological process: retinoic acid receptor signaling pathway; regulation of transcription by RNA polymerase II; cellular response to corticotropin-releasing hormone stimulus. NCBI's taxonomy places the organism in Eukaryota, Metazoa, Chordata, Mammalia, Eulipotyphla, Talpidae. Gene Ontology annotation, molecular function: nuclear glucocorticoid receptor binding; nuclear receptor activity; RNA polymerase II cis-regulatory region sequence-specific DNA binding. Gene Ontology annotation, cellular component: nucleus; transcription regulator complex. The record is from RefSeq and is a predicted model, not a curated record. The coding region runs from base 373 to 1749 and encodes 458 amino acids.
AGUCAGUGUGCGGUUUGGGAGAAAAUGUGUCGGAUAUUUUGGGGCGGUCACGUGGGCGGGCGGGCUCCGAGAGGCCCCGGGACAGUCCCAGCCUAGAGCCCGUGCCCCCCCAGAGCCCCCCAUUACCGCGAGCCCCUGACACUGCGGCGCUUCAUCCCCUCGACCGCCCGACGCCGGGACCUCGGGGCUCGGCGGCCGCCCUUCCCCCUCCCUCCCCCUCCAGGACUCUUGGAGACUGCGGCCGGCGGUCCAGGCAGGGUGGGCACGGAGCCUCCCAGGCCCGGGCAGUGGGCAUGGGCGGGGGCUGUGGCUGAAGGCCUCCCCCGCCCACUGCAGACCCGGGGGGCCUCCCCCUGCCUCACCACUGCGGCCAUGGCCACCAAUAAGGAGCGACUCUUUGCGGCAGGCGCCCUGGGGCCCGGAUCUGGCUACCCGGGGGCCGGCUUCCCCUUUGCCUUCCCAGGAGCUCUCAGGGGGUCUCCACCUUUCGAGAUGCUGAGCCCUGGCUUCCGGGGCCUGGGCCAGCCUGACCUUCCCAAGGAGAUGGCUUCUCUGUCGGUGGAGACACAGAGCACCAGCUCAGAGGAGAUGGUGCCCAGCUCGCCCUCGCCCCCUCCACCUCCUCGGGUCUACAAGCCUUGCUUCGUGUGCAAUGACAAGUCCUCUGGCUACCACUAUGGGGUCAGCUCUUGUGAAGGCUGCAAGGGCUUCUUCCGCCGCAGCAUCCAGAAGAACAUGGUGUACACGUGUCACCGCGACAAGAACUGCAUCAUCAACAAGGUGACCCGGAACCGCUGCCAGUACUGCCGGCUGCAGAAGUGCUUCGAAGUGGGCAUGUCCAAGGAAGCUGUGCGGAAUGACAGGAACAAGAAGAAGAAAGAGGUGAAGGAAGAAGCGUCCCUUGACAGCUAUGAGCUGAGCCCCCAGUUAGAAGAGCUCAUCACCAAGGUCAGCAGGGCCCACCAGGAGACCUUCCCCUCGCUCUGCCAGCUGGGCAAAUACACUACGAACUCCAGUGCGGACCACCGGGUGCAGCUGGACCUGGGGCUGUGGGACAAGUUCAGCGAGCUGGCCACCAAGUGCAUUAUCAAGAUAGUGGAGUUCGCCAAGCGGCUGCCUGGCUUCACAGGGCUCAGCAUCGCCGACCAGAUCACCCUGCUCAAGGCGGCCUGCCUGGACAUCCUGAUGCUGCGGAUUUGCACGAGGUACACCCCAGAGCAGGACACCAUGACCUUCUCGGACGGGCUGACCCUGAACCGGACCCAGAUGCACAACGCCGGCUUCGGGCCCCUCACCGACCUGGUCUUUGCCUUUGCUGGGCAGCUGCUGCCCCUGGAGAUGGACGACACAGAGACGGGGCUGCUCAGCGCCAUCUGCCUCAUCUGCGGCGACCGUAUGGACCUGGAGGAGCCCGAAAAGGUGGACAAGCUGCAGGAGCCACUGCUGGAAGCCCUGCGGCUGUACGCCCGGCGGCGGCGGCCCAGCCAGCCCUACAUGUUCCCAAGGAUGCUCAUGAAGAUCACCGACCUCCGGGGCAUCAGCACCAAGGGAGCAGAAAGGGCCAUUACCCUGAAGAUGGAGAUUCCGGGCCCAAUGCCUCCCCUGAUCCGAGAGAUGCUGGAGAACCCCGAAAUGUUUGAGGACGACUCUUCGCAGCCUGGCCCCCACCCCAAGGCCUCCAGCGAGGACGAGGCUCCUGGCAGCCAGGACAAAGGGGGCCACAGCCCCCAGGCUGAACGGGGCCCCUGACUCCCUCCCUGAGGGCUGGGGUUCCAGGCAGCAGACUGACCACCCCCAGACACUGCAGCUCUGGGGGGGACCUGCUCUGCUCUCUCCCCGCCCCUCCAACGAGCUCCUUGUUUUUGCCAAAGUUUCUAGGGGUGCCUCUGUGUUCAUCCCCUUCCCGCUCUACUCCCUCUCCAGUUUCGGGGGCCUGUCCUGCUCCCCUUGGGAGAGAGGGUCGCGGGGCCAGCCUGGGUUUGGACUCUGAAACCUCCACGCCGCCCCUCCGGUGCCGGGCCCGGGCUCCCAGGGCAGGAGGAAGAUCCUGCCCCGCCACAGUCCCUUCCUCUGCCCGGUGCUCGGGCCUCUGGGAGCAAACAGGAACACUAGAGACCAAAAGGGGGUGAAGGGGGUGCUGAGCCCACUCUCGCCCUUCCCUGGUGCCUAAUGCUGCGUAAUGCACCUGCUCGCACCUGCCAGGUGCGUGCCCUCUGUGCCCCAUCCUCGUGCCAGGUCAGGGUGGGGCAGCCGGGCCCUUCACGGCUGAGGGCCCGGGGUGCAGGGGCGGGCGGGUCCACCCUGCGCUCCCCGUGGGCUGGCCUCCCUGGCGGCCUCCGUUCGGCCUCCGUUCGAAGCCGCCCGCCAGCCCCGCCGUGUGCCUUGGGCUCCCCUUGCCUCCCAUCUCAGCCAUUGGGGCAGGGACCCUCCUACACUACAGAGGGGCCAGGGGUCCCUCUGCCCCCAGUGCCUUCUCCCUUGACCCCCCCAGAGCAGCUUGGCCCAGGGAGGGGGGUGGGCGCUGCUUAGCUGAUCUCGCCUUGACCCAGAGGAAGCCUCUAUUUAUUUAUUAGCUUUUGUUUACACCCUGGAAUUGAUCCCUUCCUCCAGGGGUCUUGGGAGGGGGAGCCCAGGGCCUCUGUGACCCCCCCCCGUUUCCCCUGCCAAUCCCCAGUUUGUAUUUAGCUGCCAAAUAAGAUUCCCAACGGCUCCCCUUUUUCUCUGGGGGGUCAGGGUGCUGUCCCCUCCCCUCUGUUUACAUCUCCCGUCAGCCCGCUGUACCGCAUAUUGCUGAGUUUUCUAUUUUUGCAAAAUAAAGUGAUGGAAACUC